AUGUACGGCUUGUCGAUCGCAAGCGAAGAAGAGCAGGCGGAGCCGCCGACAGUCACAGCAGUCGUACGAGGGCAGGGAGAGCUGAUCCCGCUACUGAAGGCGGCAGGAUGCGACAUGGAUGGGCGGAUAGAGGACGGGAGGACAGGGCUGCAUGUAGCGGCGAUGCUGGGGAGGGCGGGAAGCGUGAGGGAGCUGAUAGAAGCAGGAGCGGAGGUAGGAGCGAGAGACGGGGAGGGGAGGACAUGCAUUCACUGGGCGGGAAAGUAUGGACAUGUGGAGGUCCUGAAGAGGUUGAGGGAGAUGUGUGGGGUAGAGAAACUGAGAGAUUAUGUAAGGGAGAAGACGAAUGACGGCUGGACAUGCACGCAUUUGGCGAGUGUUGGAGGGCAGGUGGAGACACUUCGGUACCUUGCAGAGACAUGCGGGAAGGUGCUGCUGAGCGAGAAGACGAAUGACGGCUGUACGUAUGAUGGCUGGACAUGCGCGCAUUUGGCAUGUCAACGAGGACAGGUAGAGGUACUGCGGUACCUUGCAGAGACAUGCGGGAAGGAGCUGCUGAGAGAGAAGACGAAUGACGGCAGGACUUGCGCACAUGUGGCAAGUCUAGGAGGGCAGGUGGAAGUACUGCGGUACCUUGCAGAGACAUGCGGGGAGGAGCUGCUGAGAGAAAAGGACAAUUUCGGAAAGACGUGUGCUGAUGAGGCAAGUGAACACGAACCUGUUGUCGAGUAUCUUCAAGGUAUGGGGAUCGAGUAA
Guillardia theta CCMP2712 is the source of this 756-nucleotide messenger RNA. RefSeq lists its product as hypothetical. Gene Ontology annotation, molecular function: protein binding. The record is from RefSeq and is a predicted model, not a curated record. Gene Ontology annotation, cellular component: cytoplasm; nucleus. The transcript has a single exon. NCBI's taxonomy places the organism in Eukaryota, Cryptophyceae, Pyrenomonadales, Geminigeraceae. Bases 1 to 756 code for a protein of 251 amino acids.